Messenger RNA from Acanthamoeba castellanii str. Neff, 1008 nucleotides. RefSeq names its product DUF1115 domain protein. The record is from RefSeq and is a predicted model, not a curated record. Bases 1 to 1008 code for a protein of 335 amino acids. NCBI's taxonomy places the organism in Eukaryota, Discosea, Longamoebia, Acanthamoebidae. The transcript has 2 exons.
AUGACGACGCGUCCGCUGUCGGCUGACCUGCUGGCGAUGCAGCUGGCGACGGUGGACGUGCUCGGGUCCAUGUUCUGCCUCCCGGGCGAGCUGACCAUGUCGCCCGCGGACACGGCCGCCGUCGAACGCGUCCGAUCCUUCGUCGAAUCUUCAUCCUCCGACGUGCCCUCGAAUCUGCCUCCCUCCUUCACCCUCUCCAUCCAUCUCACCUUCGAAUGCGAGCUCGACAUCGCCAAGCCAUCCCCUUCAGUUCAAAAUCGCUCCAAAUCGCCAGCUCAAAAUCGCGAUCUGGCCCUCGAGCUCGUCGUGGUGCUGCCAUUGACCACCACCGCCGACGCCGCGGCUGACAACGACGGCUACGCCGAUGCGCCGCCGCCCAUCAUCUCGAUGCAAUGCCCGUCGUGGAUGGACCGCGCCGCACACGCCACCAUCGUCGCGUCGCUGCCCUCGGGCGAGCCCGACUGCGUGCUGCCCGCCAUCGACUACCUGCGCGACGUGGUCCCGGCCUACAUCGAGGACACCGUCAAGCCGGCGGCGGCCGCAGCGGCCGCAGCAGCCGCGGCCACGGCCACGAGCCGGCGGCGGCGGGUCAUCGAUGACGACGAGUGCGAGGAGGGCCUGAUUCGCGUGUGGUUCUACUUUCCCUCGCUCUCCACGCGUGAGAAGCGGGCCGACAUGGUCAACUGGGCGCCCGGCUACAAGCUCACCGGCUUUGUCCUCGCUGGCAAGCCGGGCGUGUUGUGUCUCGAGGGGACGUCGUCCAACAUCGACUCGUACAUGACCGCCAUCAAGACGCAGAGCUGGGCUGACAUCCCGUCGUUCCAGAAGAAGGUGUCCGAGAAGUGGCGGGAGACGAGCGAGGUCAGGCGUGCGUUCGACGACAUGACCGAAAUAACGGGGGCCGUGGCCAUGCACGGCGCCCGCGGCAAUCGCGGGGAGAUGGGCGAAGUGGAGCGCAUGCUCGAGGAGAAGGGACUCGGCCACGCCUUUGCCAGGGUCCUGCUGUAA